This is a messenger RNA of Bubalus bubalis (water buffalo), 3122 nucleotides long. RefSeq names its product deoxyribonuclease 1 like 2 (gene DNASE1L2). Gene Ontology annotation, molecular function: DNA nuclease activity. Gene Ontology annotation, biological process: DNA catabolic process. Lineage: Eukaryota; Metazoa; Chordata; Mammalia; Artiodactyla; Bovidae. The record is from RefSeq and is a predicted model, not a curated record. Gene Ontology annotation, cellular component: nucleus. Bases 654 to 1574 code for a protein of 306 amino acids. The transcript has 8 exons.
AUAGGUAGGUGUCAUUGGCAUGUGGAGAGGCAGCCUCUGCCUCUGCCCUGCUCAGCUGGAGCCGUGACCCCCACUUCCUGUGGCCCGUCGAAGUGGGUGGGUGGGGAUGCUGCUUGCCAGCUUCUGACCCCGGUGCUGGGGAAUGAGGCCAGGAGAGCCAGGAGUCUUGGCUUUGUCCCUGAAGUGAUGAUGUGGAGAAGCAGCAGAAGAUGCUGGGCUGUAAACAGGGCUGGUCUUUCCUGAUUGGGUGCCCUUAGAUUCCCUGUGGGGAUGCAGCUUGAGGGAGAUUCUGAGUGACCUAGUUUCUCGGGGGUGGGGACAAGAACAAGCCCUGGACUGUGGGCAUGGCUGGCCCUCUUUUCCAGUCCCGAUGCAGCUCUUGGGCUGGCAGAGCCAUCUAAACCCCUGUUCUGAUAGGUGUGGGGGCCCAGAUCAGUCUCAGGGUGGAUGUCCUGCCUCCCUGUCCCCACCUCCCCCCGUGUGUGUGGGGCGGUCCUCUGUAGGGUGAGAGGUGAGAACCGGGAGUACAGCCACCAGCUUCAUGGAGGGGGCGGGAUGCAGCGCAGUCUGGCCCCUCCCUGGGCCAGGGCUACAAAUACCCCUGGCGCCAGGGCACCAGCGCUGCUGUUGCGCCAGCCCUUGCAGUCUGUCUCAUGCCACGGACACUCCCCCAGCCUGGACCUCAGACCUCUACUGGGACGCAGAUCCUGAGCCUAUCCACACCCCUCAGACCGCCCAUGGGCGGGCCCCUGACCUUACUGGCCAUGCUCUGGGCGCUGGGGUCUGCCAGAGCCCAGGCGCUGCGCAUCGGAGCUUUCAACAUCCAGAGCUUCGGAGACAGCAAAGUGUCGGACCCAGGCUGCGGCGGCGUCAUUGCGCAAAUCCUGGCUGGCUAUGACGUCAUGCUCGUGCAGGAGGUGCGAGAUCCCGACCUGAGCGCCGUGUCCGCGCUCAUGGAGCAGAUCAACAGCGUGUCCAGGCACGAGUACAACUUCGUGAGCAGUGAGCCCCUGGGUCGGGACCAGUAUAAGGAAAUGUACCUGUUCGUCUACAGGAAGGACACGGUGUCGGUCGUGGACACGUACCAGUACCCGGACGCUGAGGACGCCUUCAGCCGGGAGCCGUUCGUGGUCAAGUUCUCGGCACCCAGCUCCGCCACCAAGGAGUUGGUGUUGAUUCCGCUGCACGCGGCGCCGCACCACGCUGUGGCCGAGAUCGAUGCGCUCUACGACGUGUACCUGGACGUGAUCGACAAGUGGGGCACCGACGACAUCCUGUUUCUGGGCGACUUCAACGCCGACUGCAAAUACGUGCGGGAGCAGGACUGGCCGGCCAUCCGCCUGCGCAGCAGCGAGGUCUUCAAGUGGCUCAUCCCGGACAGCGCCGACACCACGGUGGGCAACUCGGACUGCGCCUACGACCGCAUCGUGGUCUGUGGCUCCCGCCUGCGCAAGAGCCUGAAGCAUCAGUCAGCCACCGUGCACGACUUCCAGGAGGAAUUCGGCCUGGACCAGACUCAGGCCCUGGCCAUCAGUGACCAUUUUCCUGUGGAGGUGACCCUCAAGUCCCACUGACAGCCCUGGGGCCUGGCUGGGGCAGACUGCCUGCAGACUCUGGCCGCAAGGAGCAAGCCCCAGACUCCUCCAGCGUGGCCAGCCAACCCCCGGCGAGGCUGCAGGGUAGGGGCAGCUGGGCCUGGACAAGUGAUGGGACCACUCGGAGCCCAUUUCCCCAUCUAUGAAAUGGGCUGCCACCACCUACCUCAUAAGGUUAUGAGAAACAUCUUCCAGCAUGCUGGGCACGCAGCUGAGCUCGAUAAACAGCACACACUCAGCCAGGGCCCCACACACGUGUGGGCUCUAACUCCUCCAGGUCCCUUCUUAGGGCUCAGCCCUUCUGGGACACAGACCUUGGUCCUGCCACCCAGCGGAUCCCUCCUCCCAGCCCACCUAGGGGACAAGGACAGCCUGGCCUGCCCACACAUUUUUCUGCUGGGAACCAACCACUUCCAGACCUGGCUGGCUCCAGAAGACAGUGCCUUGCUCUUUGUUGUAAACUAAGUGCUUCCAAGCACCUGAACUGAGUGCACAUGGGUAAGUGCUCUCACACACACGUCGUGUGGAUGUGCAAGGUCAACCUCCCAAUCCUCAGUGAUCCAACUUCAGCCCCGGUUCCCAGGUCUGCAGGCCUCUAGCAGGCACUUGUGGGUACGAGGGUCCUGUCCCACCCAGCACUGCAGCUGGCGGGGGAGCUCAGGAAGGUUGUCCCCUGCCCCCAGCCGGUUGGCAGCCCUGGGACUUGGGGAGACCCCCCCUCACUGGUGAGCAGGCAGGCUGGGUUAGGGUCCCGCCCAUAGAACCCCAACAACUCACCACAGUACAGCCCCUUCAAAAGUGCCUUCCUGGUAGCUUCCUCCUCAGGGGCCCUGCGUGGGGCAGAGGCUCGCCAGGGAAGCCUGCACUUGGGGUAAGCCCAUCCCAAGGGUGGGGGACAAACAGAACUGGGGUACACAGUGUAACUGACAGGGACCCGAUGAGGUUGCUGGUUUUUGAAGCAUCUCACCUUUGGCAAGAUUUAAUUGGCCUGAAUUAUACUGGAGAGUAAAACCUUUGUUUCAAAAGAGUUUGGACAACCUUUUCUUGCUAGAUCUUUCUGAAAUAACAUUUAGGACACUUGCAAUGUAAAGUGCCUCCCUUCUUUCUCUCCAAGUUACCCAGUUUCUCGGAAAUUUGUACAGGUUUUCCAUCAAACACGGUGGCCCAAGGUCUUUUCCCAUUUCCUUCUCUUGUGGGGCUCAUCAGAACCCACCAACUCCCUGGCCUUAUGCCUCGAGCAAUCAGGCGUCCCACCAGCCAGGAACAGGAAACUUGAGGGCUUUAUUCUGCUCUGGGAAAAGACAGCACGCACGCUCAAUGGUGACGCUGCCAAGGUCCAGGAGGGGCCCACCUACCAGUUUCUUAUCCCUAGUCAAGACACUGCUUGCCAGCUGUGCUCCUGCCCACCCACCAGGCACAAAAGGCACUUGGGAGUGGCAGCAGGUCUUGGGACUAUGGCUGUGAGGAUCAGGGCCUUCUAGGGAGAUGGGCAAAACAAAGAACUGGAAGUAAUUUUAAAUGGGCAAA